AUGCCAACCUGGACAGCCCUGGCCUUCGCGCUCGUCGCCUCCAUCAUCCAGAACGUCUUCGGAGCACCACUCUUGCUCCUCCAGCGGUCUUACGGAACGCCGGGGAGCGUGCUAGGGACGGUUCUAUCUCUGCUGAGAACGCCGUUCCCGAAAGCUGCGGUGCUUGUCGGGCUGCUUGGGACGGUGGUCAGGACGGGGCUCUUGCUUGAAGGUUUCGCGGCGGAUAAAGCGGGAGAGUUCGUCAAUGCCGCCCUUCGAUCCUCCCCCUCCUCGUCCUCCUCAAACUCCUCCAUGAAUCCCUCCCACCUUCUCCACCUCGAAUCCAUCUCGUACCCUCUAACCCUCUCAACACUCCUCGACUCGGCCCUCGCACUCCCAGUCCAACAACCCGACGCGCCGCCUUUUCCUGCUCACGAAGUGCGCGAAUGGGAAGAGGCCAGUGAGGUGUUGAGGGGGAAGAUGGAGCGGGGGAUGGAAGAAGUCGCGAAAGGGUGGCUGGACGUGUUGGAGUACCUUCCCCCUCCUCCUCUCGGCGAAGAAGCCGACAGCGUCGAGGGAGAGAGGGAACGAAGGACGACUUACCUCUCCGCCGUCCUCUCCGAUCUCGAAGCCGUCAAUUCUCGCCGGCCGACGAGGUUCCUCUAUGUCUCGGAGACGUCUUUCACGAAUGCGAUUCUGGAGCGCGAGGAGCAGCGGCUGCUGGAGGAGGAGAGGGUGGAGAGGGAGAAGAAGGACAGGGAGUUUGAGGAGUGGGUCGAAUCGAUCAUGGGUGUUGCGACUGCGCAGAAGGACGGUACAGCUGCGGAGGGAGAGGAGGCGGCGGAGAAGCGGAGGGCAAUGCUCGACCAGCCGAUGGGAAACGGAGGGGAGACGUUCCGCCAGGCUUUGAGGACGCAGUGGGACGCGAUGUACGAUUCGUCGAAGGGCGGGGUGUUGGGGAACGUCGCGAGGGAGUGGGAGAACAUCGCGGCGAAGUACGGCGACAAGAACGACGAGGACGCUGGAGCGGACUUGCCUGAGCCCGUGCAGAUAAUGGCCGCCCACCACCUCCGUUCGCAGCUUACCGCGACACUUGACCUGCUUCGUCCUCGCGACUCGCGCUUCGGCUAUAGCCAGAAGGAGGAAGACGAGAUCCUUCCUCCCUCGAUGCGAGGGAUGUCAGAGGAGUACAUGCACGUCUUCCAGCGCGCCGUCGUGAUCGACCAACGAGCUCGGCGAUGGGCCGACGCCGUCCUCGACGCGCUCGUCCCUUCUUCGCGUCUCCCUCCGCCUGUCGAACCUCAACACCUCACCUUCAAAUCCCGCAUCCACAUCCUCCGCUCUUCUCCCCUUCCCUCGUUCUUCAAAUCCCUGAACGAGCUAUUCAACCUCCCCUCCGACCCAGCACACUGGCGCCCGCAACUCUCGAAACACCACCUCGCGAACGCUUUGUUCUCCCUCGAAACGAGGGCGUUGCAGGGUAGUGUUGGGGAGGAGGCGAGGGGUGGGUGUAGUGCGGUGUUGAGGGAGAGGGAGAGGCGGAGGGUUGGAGAGAGCGGGAGGAGGUGGGUGCAGGAACGGUUGGAGGAGAUGAAGCGCGAGGAGGCUGAGAAGAGGGUGGAGACUGCGAGGGAUGAGUUGUAG
Messenger RNA from Rhodotorula toruloides NP11, 1623 nucleotides. RefSeq lists its product as uncharacterized. The transcript is spliced from 3 exons. Lineage: Eukaryota; Fungi; Basidiomycota; Microbotryomycetes; Sporidiobolales; Sporidiobolaceae. The record is from RefSeq and is a predicted model, not a curated record. The coding region runs from base 1 to 1623 and encodes 540 amino acids.